AGCAGAUUGACUAUGCAGCGCCUUUAAGGGUGGGCGGGCUUUAGGAUGAGAGGCGGGACUUCUGGGUUUCACGUGGGCGGUUCUGAUUUGACAGAAGGAAGAGAACUAGUGACAGAAGGAAGCCAACAUCAAAAAGCCGGGUUGUUCUGUUGGUUUCUUGAAGAAACUGGGAUCUAUGGCCGUUAAAGGGAUGAAUCUGGGCAGUGUUUGCUGUCUUGUCCUGUAUUUUGUUGCGGCAGUGCUUGCAGGGCGAGAUUUCUACAAGAUCUUGGGGGUGAGCAAGUCGGCAUCUGUGAGGGACAUCAAGAAGGCUUACAGAAAGCUGGCUCUCCAGCUUCACCCUGACAGAAACCCCGAUGAUCCUACUGCUGCUGACAAAUUCGCAGACCUGGGGUCAGCCUAUGAGGUGCUUUCAGAUGAUGAGAAGAGGAAGCAGUAUGAUGCAUACGGAGAGGAUGGUCUGAAAGAGGGUCACCAUGGUUCUCACAAUGAUAUCUUCUCCAGUUUCUUCGGGGACUUUGGCUUCAUGUUUGGAGGUAACAGGCAAGGACAACAGGACAGGAACAUUCCCAGAGGAAAUGACAUAGUACUAGACCUGGAGGUCACACUCGAAGAAGUGUACUCUGGGAACUUUGUAGAGGUUGUGCGCAACAAGCCUGUAGCCAAAGAGGCCCCUGGGAAAAGGAAAUGCAACUGCAGACAGGAAAUGAGGACGACGCAGCUCGGACCUGGACGCUUCCAGAUGACCCAGGAAGUAGUGUGUGACGAGUGCCCCAAUAUAAAGCUGGUGAAUGAGGAGAGAACUUUGGAGGUGGAGAUUGAACAGGGCGUGAGAGAUGAGAUGGAGUACCCUUUCAUUGGAGAAGGUGAACCUCACAUCGACGGCGAGCCAGGGGAUCUACGCUUCCGCAUCAAAGUUAUGAAACAUCCAGUGUUUGAGCGUCGAGGAGAUGACCUGUACACUAACGUCACAAUCUCUCUGGUAGAGGCUCUGGUUGGCUUUGAGAUGGACAUCACACACCUCGAUGGACAUACGGUUCACAUUGAGAGGGACAAGAUCACCAAGCCUGGUGCCCGGCUGUGGAAGAAGGGAGAAGGCCUGCCAAAUUUUGACAACAACAACAUCCGUGGAUCUCUCAUUGUCUCGUUUGACAUCGAGUUCCCACAGACACAGCUGGAUGACAAUCAGAAAGAGGGAGUGAGAGGGAUUCUGAAACAAUCGUCAGUACAGAAGGUUUACAAUGGACUACAGGGAUACUGACACACCAAAAGACAGUCUGGACUGAGUUCUGCGCCACACAAAAAAACACACACACAAACAAAGGAGCACGCUUAGGGGUGUAUUUAUUUUUUGAUCUCAGGAUGGGUUGAUUUGUUUUAUUUUUUUAUAUUCUGAAGGUGGCUUGAUGUUAUUUUUUUUAAAGAAGUCCUGGUUAUAUUUAAUGCUGUAUUUGUCCCAAAAAUUAUUUUACUGCCACCUUAAUUCCCCCUCAAAUUGCAGAUGACUUAUUUGCUUCAAUUUGGAGAGUUUGGAUCUUCAAGUCAACAUACCUUUUUAAUGUCAACUAAUUGUCAACCACUCACAUACAUCUUGGAUCAUGAAAGCUCCCAUUUCCAAUGUUAAACCCAUCACACCUGACUGAGCUCUAGAAGAGGAGCUUUCCUGGAAUCAAAGGACUCUGGAGUCAACAACUUCUCAUGGACAUCAGCAAGACUGGAAUACUAUCACCCUCCCUGUUCUGAUAACAGUUUUAUGUAUGUGGUACUGUACUAGGUCGUUUAAUUUAACCUUGAGGGAUUUUAUCCCCUCCGACACCUUAAAAGAUUCGGUCAAAACACUUUGUAAAUAGGAAAGAACAAACAACAUUUUUAGUUUUUUGCUUUUGUUGAAUUAGAUGAUGUUUAGAUGUAUUAUUUGUGGUGUAAGGUUAUGAGUGAGCAUUCUGUCUGCUGAAAGAAAGGCCACUGAGUGUACUUCUGGAGCUACCUAGCUGCCUCCUCGUUAGGGUGACAAGGAUAUCAUCCUCGUCUGGAGACUCCAUCUCCAGCUUGCUCUGCCUCCCACCACCAUCCACCCUCUUGCUCUGCCUCCCACCACCAUCCACCCCUCUUGCUCUGCCUCCCACCACCAUCCACCCUCUUGCUCUGCCUCCCACCACCAUCCACCCCUCUUGCUCUGCCUCCCACCACCAUCCACCCUCUUGCUCUGCCUCCCACCACCAUCCACCCCUCUUGCUCUGCCUCCCACUACCAUCCACCCCUCUUGCUCUGCCUCCCACCACCAUCCACCCCUCUUGCUCUGCCUCUCCUCUCAGACUGAGUGUGUCUGAAAUGGCACACUUUUCCCUAAGUAGUGUGUUACUUUUUGACCCGCUCCCAUAGGGUUCUGGUCAGAAGUUGUGCACUUUUAAAGGGCAUAGGGUGCCAUUUCAGCCCUGUGUUCUUUGGACUGCUCCUCCUGACUGAAAGAGACUACUGUGAAUAAUGGGAUGUGCUAUAGUACAGGAGGGAAAAUGUACUUUUCAAUUAAAAGUUUAUAAUAAAGAAUUACUUGGUCAAAUAACCUUACAUAAAGGUUACUUUAUGCUUUAAACAAAAUUGGAGUGCAUUUUCAGUA
Molecule: messenger RNA, 2617 nt
Organism: Oncorhynchus mykiss (rainbow trout)
Lineage: Eukaryota; Metazoa; Chordata; Actinopteri; Salmoniformes; Salmonidae
Product: dnaJ homolog subfamily B member 11
Biological process (GO): protein folding; protein maturation
Cellular component (GO): endoplasmic reticulum
Molecular function (GO): misfolded protein binding
Source: RefSeq, a predicted model, not a curated record